Messenger RNA from Plectropomus leopardus (leopard coralgrouper), 4133 nucleotides. RefSeq names its product ADAM metallopeptidase domain 8a (gene adam8a). The record is from RefSeq and is a predicted model, not a curated record. Gene Ontology annotation, biological process: positive regulation of membrane protein ectodomain proteolysis; proteolysis; regulation of cell-cell adhesion. Gene Ontology annotation, molecular function: metalloendopeptidase activity; cell adhesion molecule binding. NCBI's taxonomy places the organism in Eukaryota, Metazoa, Chordata, Actinopteri, Perciformes, Serranidae.
GUCCGUCCGGUAGAGCAACAUGCCAUAUUCUGGAUAUUGUAUAUGGAUUUUUCUCUCCUCAUGGGGAAUAAUUGCGGGCGCUGUGAGGACUCUACCUCAUGUGAAGAAGUACCAAACAGUGAUACCCCAGAAGCUGAAGGACUCAUCUCACAUUAAUGAUGCUGCUACACAUCAGACAUACCCAGAUGUACUCCAGUACUCUUUGACAAUCGCAGGGCAAAACUACACACUGCACCUGGAAAAGAACAAAGAUCUUGUCGGCAAAAACUUCUCUGUGACACAUUAUUCUCAUCAAGGCUCCCAAGUCACAACUACUCCAGAUCUGAGGGUUCACUGCUACUACCAUGGGCACAUUGUGGGAGUGGAGGACUCGUCUGCCAGCGUGGGACUGUGCUCAGGAAUAAAGGGGUUUGUGAGUCUCCAGGACGAUAUGUACCUGAUUGAACCCCUGUCCGGCGGCCAGGGACAGCAGGAAGACAGACCGAGCUCCUUGGCUCACAGCGAUGAGGGUCUUCAUGCAGUUUACAAUUACAAACACCUGAGGAGGAAGAGGAGCUCCUGUUCCCAUGGAAACACAACCACUUUCUAUGAUCACGGAGCUCGUCCGUCUGGACUGUUCCAGCUCGGCAGCCUGAAAAGCAGAGCUCAGACCAAAGACCGCACAGGAAAACCCAAGACAGUGGAGUUGGUUGUGGUGGUCGACAACACAGAGUAUAAGAAGUUUGGUAAGAGGAAGACAAUAGAGGCCAGAGCGCUUGAAAUCGCAAACCACGUGGACAAGCUGUAUCGCCCUGUCGGUGUCCGUGUCAUGCUGGUCGGUCUGGAUAUCUGGUCGUACAAAGAUCAGAUACAGGUCAGCACCAACCCUGAGCUCACUCUCGGUCGCUUCCUGGAGUGGCGUCAGCGGAACCUGCUGCCGAGGACCAAACACGACAACGCACAGUUCAUUACAGGUGUGGAUUUUGAUGGGUCCACUGUCGGCUUGGCCAAUACCAAUGCAAUGUGCACGUCUAACUCUGGAGCUGUCAAUGAGGACCAUAACACUAACGCAAUAGGAGUGGCCUCUACUAUUGCACAUGAAAUGGGUCACAACCUGGGCUUGACCCAUGACUCAGAGAACUGCGUCUGCGGCACCUUAACAUCCAAAAGAGGCUGCAUCAUGGCUGAGAGUGUCGGCAUUGUGUAUCCAGAGCUGUUCAGCAGCUGCAGUCAGCAGCAGCUCAGCAGGUUCUUGGAGGAGGUCAACCCGGCCUGUCUGCUGGAUACUCCCUCUACUGAUCGCAUCUAUGGAGGGCCAGUGUGUGGAAAUGCCUUCCUGGAGCCUGGGGAAGAGUGUGACUGUGGCACUGCAGAGGAGUGCAAGAAUCCCUGCUGCAAUGCUACUACAUGCAAACUGAAUGCAGGAGCCGAGUGUGCAGAGGGACAGUGCUGCCACAACUGCAAACUGAAAGCGACAGGCAGCGUCUGCCGACCAAAGACAGGAGACUGUGACCUGACAGAAUACUGCACUGGCUUCUCUGCCUCCUGUCCGACGGACGCCUACACCCAGAAUGGCCUGGCCUGCAACCGUGGAAAGGGAUACUGCUACAACGGACAGUGUCCUUCACGGCAGGAACACUGCAAAAGACUUUGGGGACCAGAUGCUGAACUGGCUCCAGAAGCUUGUUUCUCACAGCACGGAAACUGCAGAAAGACUUUGUUUGGCCAGAGAUGCUCAAAUAGAGAACAAUCCUGUGGGACGCUUUUCUGCUCGGGAGGCUGGGAGUUUCCAGUGACAUCCAGGAAGUCUUUCUACAGAGUAGGAGGUGGAGACAUAUGCAAUGAGGCAACUAUGAACCCUGAAGAUAACUACCCUGCAGAUCUUGGUAUGGUACCAACUGGUACCAAGUGUGGCUAUAACAUGGUGUGCUACAAUCAACGGUGUCAAGACAUCAGAAACAUAAAAGUGUACGGAACAAAUGACUGCUCUGCCAAAUGCAACAACCACGGGGUUUGUAACCAUGAGAGUAAGUGUCACUGUGACCCCGGCUGGGCGCCACCUUUCUGCAGUGUGGAGCAUUCAGAACUCCCUGAAGCGGCAGGUCCGGUGGUGUUUAUUGUGUCACUGGUGGUUGGCUUACUGCUGCUGUCUGUCCUGGUUAUCGGGAGUUUGAUGUGUUGCAUCAAAAAAAGGCGACCUGCAAAAAGAUGCUUCCAAUCUACCUCAGGACAAACCAACCCGUUGUUUCGGUCAAGCAGUUCACGAGGCAGCCCUCGUCUCAGCUCCACACACAUCAGCCAGCCGACAUUUGUGGAGUCUUCAGCCACUCAAGCCUGUAAACCUCUGUCUUCUGCUGCUGCCAGACCAAAUACUGGAGCACCGAGGCCCAGCAGAGCAGCUCCAGAGCCACCUAAGAAGUUCUCAGCUCUUCCACAGCCAUCAAGGAUUGCAGAGGUUGUUAGGCCAUUCUUGCCACCAGUUUCAAGCAAGCCAGUCUACACUGAGAAAAAGCCUCAACCUCCAUCCAGACCUCUGCCACCACUUUCAACAAAACCAAAGCCAAAACCUCCGAUGCCCCCAGUGAAGCCAAAGCCCUCUGCAGUCCGCUCUCCGCUGCCACACACUCAGCUGCUUGCGGGCAGAGCAGCCCUGAUGCCCCCGAGCAGACCCAGAUGACAGAGGAAUAAUUCAGCCUGUAAACACUGAGAUCCUCUAACAGAGGACACUGUCCCACCUAAGAAGGACCAAGAAAUCCUCUCUGGAGAUGCCUGUUUGUUUUAAAGUGGAAACAAACUCCACCAAGGGAUCAGCAACAAUAAGUGACAGAGCUUUACUGUCACUUAUGCUCUCCCUGAGGAUUACCGCCGUCUGUGUCUUGCUUAUAUAAGCCUUCAGUAUGUUGACGACAACCUGAAGCCGUGAUUGACAGACUCAACUUCUGUGCUUUAUAAUUGACAAAUGGUGAUGCUGCCAUGAUCAUGUUUUUAUUUCUUUUUAAGGGAAAUGUCUCUCUGCCUUGAUCCUUGGAUAUGUGAAGACUUUAAAAGGCAACUGCACUAUCGAUGCUGUAACUGUUUUACUAAAUGUUACGAUUCCCUCACAUGGGUUUUGGUACUGCUUUUCUAAGAAAUAGUGUUGUUAAGGGAUUUUAAAACGUGGCACCAACGUGGGCACUUUACAGAUUGUUUGAAUUAAGGACAUAACAGUUUGGACUUUUUUGUACUAACCUAGGUAUGCUUGACUUUGUGAGACUGAAUCAUUGCGUGCUGCUGUUUUGUUUUGUGUGUUGAUUUGAUAGGCGGUCAAUGUACUUUUCAGUCUUUGAAUUUUUCUUUCAGAAACAAAAGCGAGAAAACGAAAACCAAAUAGUUUACUUAGUUUAUUUCAAAAUCCAAAACUGAAAAAAUAAGCCAUUUUUAGUUUUUCAGGGUCACAAAUGGAAAAGAAUAGAGAAAUAGAAAUGCCACUUAAUAUCCUUCUUCUCCUGUUUGAAAAAAAACAAAAAAAAACAAAAUCAGUUGUUUUUUUUUCAUUGUCUGAAACUGGAAGUUUUCCUGAGGGAAACACACUGUUCAAUGCAUGGGUGCCAAAAUCAAAUAAUUAGCUCCGUGCAUUUGUAGCAUGAGUAGUCAAAGGUUUUUCUGCAAAGUUUGUCAGGAGAUUCUGCACCUUAAAUGGAAGAUAUUUUAUUUUUUUGGAAAAGAGAAAAAGAAAAUUUGCACACCUGAAAAGGUGCUAAUUUUUUUUAGGAGAAAAGGAAAAUUAAGGGGCAUAUCUAUUCUGCAUGUUUCAAUUCUGACGCUGAAAACUAAAAAUGGGUUGUUUUUUGUUGUGAUCUCUGUUUUUUUUUUUUAACGAUUUUGAAAUAAAAAUCAAAUUACUGUUUUUUUCACUUCUUUUUAUGAAAGGAAAAAUAAAAGACCAAAAAAGCACACUAACCAAAGGCCCACAUGUUGAUUGUAAUUGUUAAAGAGAUUUUAUAUUAUAUAUCCUAUGCAGCAGACCUUCACUCAUGAUUGUGGUCUUUCCUUACAAUGAGGGUUCUGCCUUGAUUUGUCCUGCAAACUUUGAACUGAAAAUCCAUUUGAACCCUUCCUAUUUAUUAACUUUUUGUCUGUAAAACGGAGCUUACAAUAAAAGAGAAUCACCACAA